AUGGACAACAUCGACGAGGAAUAUGACCGGCUUGUCGAACACCUUCACGACUGCGCGAAGAAGGCUGAGAGUUUUAAAACCACCAGGAGGCGUCUGUCUCUUGAAACUCUUGAGCUGAUACGCCAGCGUGGAGCAGCACGAGCCGCAGGGAACCAAGAACUCACGUCCGAGCUCGCAAGGCUUUGCCGAGAGGCGAUAAAGGAAGACCUUAAAGAGAGAAGAGUAGAAGUGCUGGUUGAAGCUGCAGAGGCGGGUAAAAGCAUCCGCUAUACCCGUCGAGACUUCGCCAGUUGCAAGAUGAGGAUGACUGCUCUCCGGAACCCAAAGGGAACAGCCAUUUCAUCGAGAAGGGGGAUGGAGAAAAUCAUCUACGACUUCUACUCUGAUCUCUUCGACAGCCAUGUCCACUUGCCUCCUCACCAUCUGAGGACUGAUGGACAUGUCACUCUAAAGGUUCCCUCUUCCAAAAUAUGA
Messenger RNA from Necator americanus (New World hookworm), 474 nucleotides. RefSeq lists its product as uncharacterized. NCBI's taxonomy places the organism in Eukaryota, Metazoa, Nematoda, Chromadorea, Rhabditida, Ancylostomatidae. The transcript has a single exon. The record is from RefSeq and is a predicted model, not a curated record. Bases 1 to 474 code for a protein of 157 amino acids.